Aspergillus heteromorphus CBS 117.55 is the source of this 5289-nucleotide messenger RNA. RefSeq lists its product as uncharacterized. The transcript has 5 exons. NCBI's taxonomy places the organism in Eukaryota, Fungi, Ascomycota, Eurotiomycetes, Eurotiales, Aspergillaceae. Gene Ontology annotation, molecular function: protein binding. Bases 53 to 4975 code for a protein of 1640 amino acids. The record is from RefSeq and is a predicted model, not a curated record.
UUUACCGGAGAAAGCCGAGGACUUGCAUCUGAGUAACACAACGUCAGCCAAAAUGCCCUGUCAUUCUUGCUGGCCAUGGACAAGGAAAAGUAGAUCCAAGCAAUCAGCUCAAUCUUCCGCGCCAAAGCCUCAUGUCGCCCCAGAAUCAAGCUGUGGAAACCCGGAAUCCUCUCCUGAGGAACCACCUGUCGGAUCAUCCACUCCAAAGCCUCAUGUCUCUGCAGAGAAGAACGAUAUAGAACGGGCCGUCUCCCCAGAGAAUGCACAAGAAAAUCCUUCAUCUGACUUGUCGAGUCCGCCAGUGAAUGCAUCCUUCAUCGCGACUCAACAAGACCACAGAAGAAAUGCACUCCCCAAAACCAUUCUUACCGACAAAGAAAGAGCCAACAGAGCAGAAAGCGUGAAGGAUACAUCCAUAAACAAGGGACUUUGGGCGAACGCGCGCAAAAAGGUGGAUCCCGAACGAUUAUGCCAACUGGAAGGAUUUAUCCAGGAUGGGCACAGCGAUGAUCUCCAGGAUGCGGCCAUAGCGAAACUGAAAGCCAUCCAGGAAUCCCGACUGAAAAUCCAGAUUGGAGAAGGCAAACCGCAAGGAGUGAGAGAUGGAGUCAUCAAAGUGGUCCAGACCGUCCUGGGCUACAGUUCUCUCAUAUCCGCGGCUGUCGCCGCUGAAUCUCAUGCCAGCCUGGCCUGGGGGAGUAUCGCGGCCCUCCUCCCAAUCUUGUCCGCUGCUCUGUCGCACACCGACAACGCUCUCAAUGAUUUAAACGGCAUCUCGAGCUUGCUUGUACGGUUCCGCGUCAUCGAGGUUGUUUAUGACCUCUCGGAACAUCCAGAGGAGAGGUUCAGAGCUUCCGAUCACGAUAGGGAUCUUCACGCUCAGCUGAGGGAACAGACAAUUGACAUUUAUGCUCGAAUUCUCGAAUAUCAGACCGAUCUCUUGCACCAUUAUUCACUUAAUCAGUUUCGACGAAUGGUCAAGGACAUUGCCGUUGCAUCGCAGGGGAAAGCAAGCUUUUCGGAAAUCCAGAGCCUUGAAGCUGAUGCUAGCAAGACCUUGGACACGUUGGAUAGUGGAGCCAUUGCCGGCCUUGAUAGUCAAUUAUCAUCCCUGAGGCAAAGUGUCGACGAGAUCCUGGAUAGGCUGAAGGAGGUACAGAGUGAUGUCUUGGAAUUCGCCAAACGCGAACAUAUAGAAAAGCUUCCCCAGGCGGUGUGCGCUGCGUUCAAUGAAGGCCUUAACGGAGAGAUACCGCCCUCGUGCCACAAGGACACCAGAAAAGCUAUCCUGGGCAUGGUUCGCGACUGGGGCGAAGGUAAAGACGACGGGAGUAGAUGUGUCUUUUGGCUCAAUGGUAUGGCUGGCACCGGGAAAUCCACAAUCGCCCGCACGGUGGCCGGCCAGUUCCACGAGCAAGGCUAUCUCGGCGCGAGCUUUUUCUUCUCGAGGGUCCAGGAAGACCGAGCGAAGGUUGAAAUGUUCUUCUCCACGCUUGCGCGGGGUCUGGCGCAGAGGAUUCCUGGAUUCGAUGCCUGUCUAUACCAAAGCCUUCCUGCGUAUGACAAGAUGCAACAAAGAAGCUUGAAGGAUCAGUGGGAAUGUCUGAUCCUUAAGCCCCUCAGAACUCUCGAGUCAACAUCACUUGUGCCCGUUCGUGUAGUCCUCGUCAUCGACGCACUAGACGAAUGCAAAGGUACUCGGGCCGUUCCCGAUAUUAUCAGUCUAUUCUUAGAGGCCAAAGUCCUAAAGCGCAUUCAGCUUAUGAUUUUUGUGACCAGUCGGAAUGAGAAACACAUUCUUGAGAGCUUCGAAGAAAGGUCUGACGUGAAACGUCUGUCGCUGGAAGAAGGAGUUGGGGCAACACAUACCGAACAAGACAUCUCUACCUAUGUCCGGAGCGAGCUUGAGAAGAUUCGAAAAGGUUGGCCAGAGGAGAAACAGAUCCAGGAGCUUUUGCAAUGGAGCGGGAAGUUGUUCAUUGCUGCGAAUACCGCAUGUCGGUUUCUCAGAGGCAAUUUCCCAGAUCGACGACUCUCGGAGUUUCUCAGCGCCAAGAUGAUAACAGGCAAGGGGACAGACAAUCUUGACCAGAUGUAUCGUCGUCUGCUCGAAAUUGUAGCUGUGGGUGACGAUGGUGAUGUAUUCGUCGAGUUGUUCCCUCGGGCUGUAGGGGUGAUACUUGCUUCUAAACAGCCAUUGUCGUUAUCUGACAUGGAAAACUUCCUCGGCAUCGAUUCAGAAGAGAUGAAGUUCAUACUGAAUAGUCUGAAUUCUGUCUUGAUUGUCCCUCAAGAUCGAAAUGCGGCCGUUCAGCUGUUUCAUCUUUCGUUCCGUGACUUCCUUCUUGAUAAAAGAAGAUGUCAGGACGAGAGAUUCUUCAUUGAUGAAAGCAAGGCUCAUAGGAGAUCAUUUGAAUAUUGCUUGAAGCAUAUCGGCAGUCAAUUGAAAAAGGAUAUGUGUCAGCUACAAGAACCCGGGACGCUCUUCUCCGACAUUGAUAAAGACAUGAUCACUCAGCAUAUUUCUCCCAUCGUUCGAUACGGCUGCCAAUACUGGGCUUCCCACUUAGUGGACGCAGUGGUUUCCCCAUGGGGGACUGGAGAGACGCACAUGGCGUUGGAAUUCUUGAAGGAGCACCUUCUGCAUUGGGUUGAGACCCUCGCUCUGAUAGGAAGGAUUGAUGAUGCGGUAACUGGAAUUGCUAUUUUGAAAAGUCUCGCACUGGACUUAAAACAUCAAGGCUUUGCAGACUUUGUCGACGAUGCCCAUAGCUUCAUCCUUUAUCACCGAUCAAUCAUUGAAAAGGCUCCACUUCAAGUUUACUACAUGGCAACUGUGUUCACCCCGACGGAGAGCCUUAUACGAAGAAGAUUUUCUAGAGACUACCCAGCAUGGUUACUCAGGCCACCGACAAUGGAGAGUCAGUGGGGCCGGGAAGAGCAGGUCCUCGAAUUGGAUAAUCGACCUCUUGAGUUUGUGAUAUCCCCAGAUGGGAGCCUGGUUGCCAUUUGCACCACGAAAACCAUCACAGUCUGGUUUACGACCACAGGGAAAUUAUUUCACACCUUCGAUACAGAACUGGAACUGGCUGCUGCCCCUUUACCAGGACAGACGAGCGUGGAGUGUCUUAUCUUUUCUCGGGAUGGGACGGAGCUGGCGGCUGUGUUGUUCACACGAGGCCUCCACUCUCGUCAUAUAAGAGCAUGGAGUCUUACAACUGGAAAGGCCAGCACUGCAUUGACGGAGAAACUGUCGAGCAUACUUUCACUAACCGAGUUGAACAACUGGUCUUUCCAGCCUGGCCAUGACACUCGGCAGCAGAAAGAUAGAGGCCUUCCCACUGAAAGGAAGGAAGACACUCAAAUCAAUUUCAAGGGUGUAUCAGUUUCCGCUGAUGGCACAAUAAUGUCUCUCUCCCAGGGACGCGUACUACACAUUGGCAAUACUGAUACCAGGCAGAUAAGUCACACCUUGACAUUUGGGUUGAAAAUAGGCGAAGUGUCACUUUCCGCCACCAGAGCUGCUAUUCGCUUUUCCGACGGCAAUGCCACAGUGUGGGACAUGGUCAAGGACCACGAAAUCGACAUCGGGGUUCUUCAAAGGGGUUUCAUUGAUUGUUUGGCUCUUUCUCACAAUGGAGCCAAACUGGCUUACGCGAUCGAGACUUAUUUGGAGAUAUGGGAUCUUGAUUCCAAGCAGGUAGACCAUUCUAUCAACCACACCAUGGAUAUAAAGCACCUCGCUUUAUUUCCCCGCGGGCAUAGAUUGAUAUCGGGCUCAUCCGUCCCGAAUGCGCUUCUGUGGAAUCUUCGUCGACUCGAAGCCUCCGUCGCUCCCUUAUCGCUUUCAGGAAAUCGAUUGUUAUUAAGUAUGGACGGAACAAGGAUUAUGGUAUUUGGGGAGAAAUUCACGGUGUCGUUGUCGGUACUUCAAAUCUGGGACUUUAUGAAAGAGGGUUAUGUCUUUCAAGUCCGAGAUAAGGGUACGAUCAGCGUGCUUGAUAGCCGCACUUUACUCAUACCAUCGGUGUCCGAUGUGGGCGAAGUAGAUGACGAAGGCGAGGGCCACUUGCAGGCGUGGGGUGUGAUGGGCGACCAAGGCGACCUGGUUACCCAAGGGCGAAUCGUCCCGACGAAUGCUCGUGACUGGGUAGGGCUCGCUAUUUCCCCGAGUGGUACGAAAAUAGCUAUCAUGAAGCCAUCGGGGAGUCUCGAAUUUUGGGGAUAUUGCGAGGCAAGUCAGCGGUGGGAUCUGCAGGGAAGCGGAGACCAGGGGCGCUGUGAUGAGAGAUGGUACAUGCAUCAUAUUCACAUUCAGUUCUCGUCUGACGAGACGCGUGUGCUACUUCAUUCAUACUCGUUAUGCGAUUGCGAUCUAGCGGUCUGGUCUGUUGGUAACAGGCACUGUGAAUACCGAGUCAACAACUUCUACACAAGGGUUUGCUUCGCAACUCUAGCUCAUAAUCCCACGAUGGUAGCGAUUGGAUGGGAGGCUGGGAAGGUGGAGAUACGCAGUUCGAUGACUGGGAAGGAAAUCGGUGCUAUAUGGGGACACGAGCUCAGACAGGGGGGACAACGCUCAUUUGGGGAACCGAUACGCAUAGCGUUCUCGCCGCAGGACACCAGGGUAGCGGUGGGAUGGAACGAGUGGAAAGUCACCGUCCAUGAGAUAGCCACGGGAACAACUGAGUGGGUAUGGGAAGGUCCCCCAUCGCUGGUGAACAUUCUCACCUUUUCCCCGAAUGACAUGUGGAGCGAAAAGCCGUUCUAUACGGUUGACAGCGCCGGCCAUUGGAUCCUUCACGACAGCAAAAAAAUUAUGGCCCUCCCGCAGAGGUUCCUGAAAUACAGCAGUCGUCCUUCCCCAUUGGACUAUGGGUACAUUUGGCAAGAUUGCCGGGGUAAUACUAUUGCCUUCUAUACUAAAUCUGAUCGGUUUGCAACCUUCAUGUUCGACGGUGCUCCCAGCUUUUAAAGUGGUAUUGCGUCAGCCUGACUUAUAUAUGUUAGUCACUCUGCCUCAAGCACCGUGGCUGAUGUGUCUGAGACUUGUGUUCGGGUGGUCCAGGUAUGAAACAUGUACUUUAUUCUUCUUGUGUUAGGAUUCGCGCUGCUAGACCGGCGAGAUGAAUAGGGAUUGUUGUGCACAAUUGAAUGAGCUAUCCCGAUAGCAUCACGGCAAUUCUCUAGUCCUCUGUGAUGCUUGCAAGUAAUCUAGCUCAACUGACACACGUCCCUUCAACAGGAUAGAACCAUGCUAGCUGUAAAAACCCAGGACAGAAUGAUGAG